Messenger RNA from Notodromas monacha, 411 nucleotides. Lineage: Eukaryota; Metazoa; Arthropoda; Ostracoda; Podocopida; Cyprididae. The record is from the annotation of a GenBank genome assembly.
AUGACUGGGACAACGAGGAGUGGACUGGAUCUCUGGUGGACUCGCGAGUCUGAUCCACUUCCUGCACAUGUGACAGCGACGGACCCUGCUGCUGCGCCGCCAUCACAACCGCCGCUACAAGAUCAACAGACGCCACCUCCGGGUUUGCCGUAUUCCGCUGUGCAGCAGCAGCAUCACCACCAGCAACCGCCAGGCACGCUGAUCUCGGGGGCGCCACCGGCAGGGUCCACGUCAUCUGCUCAGGCGGCAGGCUUGGCAAAGGAUCCAGCCGUCACAUGUGUAGGGGAUGUGCGGAAGGUGGCUCCUCCGCCUUCCUCGUCUGGAUCUUCGAGGACAUUUAAUGAUUUAUCCAAUCUUCUUAGUAAUCUUACCAUUUUAAAGCCGGAUUUUCUCAUUUUCUUGAAGGAAUAA